Messenger RNA from Clarias gariepinus (North African catfish), 2090 nucleotides. It is a transcript of the gene gid8a, whose product is annotated as GID complex subunit 8 homolog a (S. cerevisiae). Gene Ontology annotation, cellular component: cytoplasm; nucleus. The transcript has 5 exons. Lineage: Eukaryota; Metazoa; Chordata; Actinopteri; Siluriformes; Clariidae. Gene Ontology annotation, biological process: positive regulation of canonical Wnt signaling pathway; proteasome-mediated ubiquitin-dependent protein catabolic process. The record is from RefSeq and is a predicted model, not a curated record. Gene Ontology annotation, molecular function: protein binding. Bases 126 to 815 code for a protein of 229 amino acids.
UCCUGGCCAAUCACAGAGAUUCUGUGAAAUCUCGUCCUGCACGCACUGUUGUAUCGCGUGAUUUCAGCCUAAGGCCCAGCGCCAUCGCCAAUAUUUAUUUAGAGAACUACUUUAGUGACAGAUCCAUGAUGAGUUAUGCGGAAAAGCCUGAAGAUAUCACGAAGGAGGAAUGGAUGGAGAAAAUGAAUAACGUGCACAUUCAAAGAGCAGAUAUGAACCGUCUCAUCAUGAACUAUUUAGUAACCGAGGGUUUUAAAGAGGCUGCAGAGAAGUUCCGGAUAGAGUCAGGCAUUGAGCCCAGUGUGGAUCUGGACUCGCUGGAUGAGAGGAUAAAGAUCAGGGAGAUGAUUUUGAAAGGGCAGAUUCAGGAAGCCAUCUCUCUCAUUAAUAGCCUUCAUCCAGAACUCUUGGACGCCAACCGAUAUCUGUACUUCCAUCUUCAGCAGCAGCAUCUGAUUGAACUGAUCCGUUUGCGGGAAACUGAGGCUGCACUGGAGUUUGCGCAGUCACAGCUGGCUGAACAAGGUGAGGAGAGCAGGGAAUGUCUAACCGAGAUGGAGCGAACUCUGGCCCUGCUUGCAUUUGACAACCCUGAAGACUCACCUUUUGGAGAUCUUCUAAACAUGAUGCAGCGACAGAAGGUUUGGAGUGAGGUGAACCAGGCAGUACUCGACUAUGAAAACAGAGAGUCGACACCAAAACUGGCCAAGCUGCUAAAGCUCUUGUUAUGGGCUCAGAAUGAACUUGACCAGAAAAAAGUCAAAUACCCCAAAAUGACAGACAUUAGUAAGGGCACAAUUGAGGAGCCCAAGUAAGAACUGGCAACAACAUGGACAUCUGUGCUAUACUGUAACAUCUCCCCCCCCAUUUAUAAAGUCAGUGAAUGGACCAUCUAUAUGAACGAAUAUGAACUAGCAAUUUGUUUGCAUCUCGUACAAGAGGAAUAACUUAACUGUAUAUUGUAUUAUAUUUUCAAAGCAGAUAUGCUAAUCAAAGUAAAUAUAUCAAAUUAAUUUAGCUUUCAGAAUGAAAAUAAUUAUAUACUAUUGACCUUUUAUUUGCAAAUGUUAUUCAUCUUGUUUUUUUUAAAGUACUGGCUUUUUAUUUUCUGUUUGGUCUACCUUUUUUUUCCCCCAUAUACAUUUAAUGCUAUUUUUCCAUCUAAAUUAAAAGUGUAAAAAACAGCAAAGAAUUUAGGGGUGUAGCAUUCAGAAAGUUUGAAUUAAGGCAAUGAAUAAUCUGAAUAAAAGCAAAAAUUAAUAGUUAGAUUGAUUAGAUAUCGAUACUUAAAAGAACAAACAAUUGGUUCUUUAAAAAAAAGUAUCCAGCUCAUGUAAAUAAGCUAGCAAGGUGAUUUGCUAAUAACACUGAUACUAAAAGCAGUACCUCAUUAUUUGCAAGUCAAAGGUAGGCUUACUACCCGCUCCCUGCUAAAUAGAAUUUUAAUUGUAGCGGAUUCAUCUGUAUCAUCAAAUAUUGCUUGUAAUCUGUGGAAUUAAAAUUAUACUGUAUUGUGCCGAUACCUGAUAUUUACACCCCUAAUCGUUAGGUAAGUGUUAAGCUUAAAUUUCAUUUUCUGUAUGGAAAUGUUUCAGGAUUGUUUCCCAGUGGAAAUCAAUACAUAAUUUUUCUGAAUUUUUUUUUAACAGUUGGUGUGUUUUUGAUGGGUAGGGACACAGUCUUCUGGUCUGUCCUUUUGCUGUGCCUUGUAUUGGUUGACUAUGUUGAGGUGUGUGUGCAUGAGACUGUGUGUAUGUUUUUAUUGUUUGAGAGAGAAGGUUGGAAGCCUUGCAUUUUCACUUAAUUAGCUUGCUUAAAUGGUGAGCACAGGUGAAUGAACAUGUCAAGCAGGUGAAUGUGGGUGAAAUUUUUUUUUUUUUUUUCAGAAUAAGUAAUUUUUUCAUUUUAAACUCAUUUUUUAAAUGGCUUGAUAAUUUCUACAUCACUCUUUUUAUUUUAGAUUUGUACAUGCUACUGAAGUUUAUUUAUAGUUGUCAUUUUUAUGUUAUUUAUUCAACAACACAUUCUUCAGCCUCUGCUGCUUUUAAAUUCAAAUUUCAGGUACAAUAAAGUAUUUCUUUGAAACAAAA